GGCGGUGGAGGCGCUGAGCUAAGCUGGGGCCUGAGAAGCUGUAUUUGUUUUUGUGUUUUUUACCCCCUCCGCCCCCCUGCCGUUUUGGUGAGUGUUUUGGUGACAGCGGUUAGGCGGGUAAAGUCAGGAACCCUUUGGUGACCUGGAACCCCCAGACAUUGGCCUCCGAACCCCGUGUGUUUGUUGCCUGACAAAGGAACAAUCGGCCUCGCUCGGGCGCUAUGGUGACGGCUGCGUUCGGUGCUGAUUGUGUCGCUCGGGCCCCGCGUUCCACUCGAACGGCGGUACAAAGUUCCCGUUUGGAGCGCGUGGGCAACCGGGCUGCUGUUUGCGGAGAGACCGUCUCCCUUCCCUGUGCAAUCCCAUCUCUCCACUGAAAGCUUUCCCCCCAACCUUGCACUUUUCCUCUUACUGUCACAGACCAGCGGUUCGCCUUGGUUUCGUCGUCGGAUCUUCUUCAACCAAAAAUAAUAAGCAUGUGUUUCGGCUUAGUAAAAAAAAUGUCCGUAUUCUGCAAAUGUAUUUCGUUGUCCUCGUCAGGUUUAUUUAUGAAACUCUAGAUUUUUUUUCGUUGAGGGGCUAUGGUUGUUGAGAGUCCGUGGAGUCAGAAGUUUGGGGAGGUUUAGCAACAUCUUUGAUGCCAUUGAUCUCUGCGGGAACUUGCAGCAAGAAUCUGAAACUGGAUCCACAGUUCUGUUAAAUGGCUGGCUGUGGGGAUGUCGAUCAUGCAUCAAACAUGAUUCCAGGAGGAAGGAAGUUAAAUGAGUCUUGCUCAAACAUAGCACCUUCUCUGACUGUACCGGAAUGUGCUAUCUGUCUUCAGACUUGUGUUCAUCCUGUUAAACUGCCAUGCAAACAUAUCUUUUGUUUCUUGUGUGUGAAAGGAGCAUCUUGGCAAAGCAGACGGUGUGCACUGUGUCGUCAGGAAAUUCCUGAGGAGUUUCUAGACAAACCAGCUUUACUGUCCCCUGAAGAGCUCAAAGCAGCAAGCCGAGGAAAUGGGGAGUAUGCUUGGUACUAUGAAGGCACAAAUGGCUGGUGGCAAUACGAUGAACGCACAAGUAUAGAGCUGGAAGAUGCUCAUUUGAAAGGCAAAAAGACAAUUGAAAUGCUCAUAGCUGGAUAUUUGUAUGUUGCGGACCUGGAGAACAUGAUUCAGUUUAGACGUAAUGAGCAUGGUCGGCGCAGAAAGAUGAAACGAGACAUAGCAGAUAUUCCCAAGAAGGGAGUGGCGGGUCUUCGUUUAGACUGCGAUUCUAGUGGAUUAACUUCAGAAAGAGAUAAUUCAGCAGAUGGAGCAGUUAGUCUUGCUAAUGCUGGAUCUGUGUCCAUACAACCUUCUGCUCCCAUUCUGAGGCCCACAGUUAGACCUGCAACUUCAUUAGUUGAUCAGCCAGUAAGUCCAAUAACUCCUUCACCAGAUGCAAAUAUAUUGCUUGUGAACUCCCUUGCACAGUUGCAAAUAAGUGGCCAAAACUUGACCAGGAGUCAUAGAGGAGAAGGCGAAGAGCAAUAUGUAGCUUCUGUAAGUAGAGUUUCAACUGCACAGCAUGCAGCUAGUAUGUCUUAUGAUAACACUGAGUCUGCAACAAGUUCUGAUACAGAGGAUGAGAACACCAGUCAGCAUCAUGAGUCUCCAAUGUCCAACCACAACAGGCAAAGACUUGCUUAUCUGAAUAAUGAGAUACCAGGAGAGGAGCCAUCUCCAGCAGAAGGGCCGAGCAGCAGCAUCAGAGGCAGGGAGCAGCAACCUGAUGGACAAUGCACUGUAACAGAGGUCUAGAUCUGACAGUUCUCACUUCUAAAAGGAACAAAUGUUAACGCUUGCAAGAUUUAAGGGCAACUGAGGAAUAUAGAAUUUCUCAACCAGAAUUGCACUCAAUUAAAGCUAGAACUAACUUUUAAUUGCUUUACUUCAUUUUGGCGUGAUUGCCAUUUUUGCAAUUUGUAAGUUUCUUUAAUGUAGGAAUUGCACGAUAUUUAUUGUAGUUAUAUUAACAUUAUUUUCAUUGUUUUAAAAUAUUUUAGUGUUGAAUUUCAGAAUGACUCACCCUUUGUGCAUGUUAUAAAAUGUGAAAUCUGAACUCCUUGCAAGCACCAAUUGUGCUGAAGGCUUUUCAUUCUCCUUGGUAUUGUACAGAUGCCUUUUGUGAUUUUUUUUAAAAAUUACAUCCAUGUAGAAUUAUCUGGUUCUGUCUGGCAAGUGUUUGACUAGACCUUUUGCUUUGUAAAGCCAAAUUAAGAAUCAUUGUUUUCCUUUUCUCCCUUUUUAUUAAGUACAUCACCCUAUUGUAUCAUUGUAAUUGAGGCUGGUAAUAGCUGUACAAGUAACAUUGCCUACAUAGUUGACAUUCAGUGAAGUGUUAGACUAGCAAAAACAAUUAGUUAACUUUAAAUUUACAUUAUUCUGACUAUAGCAAUGGUCAAAAUAAAGCUUAAACAUUUUGUUAAAAUUUGUUGUCACAUUGGUUCUCUGCAUUGCAAACCAAUUAUUUACAAAAGCCAACUUCUGACAGUGAGAUUAGCAAUAAUGGAUAACCUGACUUCUGUUCAACAAACUAAUGUAAUU
Hemiscyllium ocellatum (epaulette shark) is the source of this 2569-nucleotide messenger RNA. It is a transcript of the gene rnf146, whose product is annotated as ring finger protein 146. The coding region runs from base 701 to 1783 and encodes 360 amino acids. Lineage: Eukaryota; Metazoa; Chordata; Chondrichthyes; Orectolobiformes; Hemiscylliidae. Gene Ontology annotation, molecular function: ubiquitin protein ligase activity; poly-ADP-D-ribose binding; zinc ion binding. The record is from RefSeq and is a predicted model, not a curated record. The transcript has 3 exons. Gene Ontology annotation, cellular component: cytoplasm; nucleus. Gene Ontology annotation, biological process: ubiquitin-dependent protein catabolic process; Wnt signaling pathway.